Messenger RNA from Adineta ricciae, 2311 nucleotides. The record is from the annotation of a GenBank genome assembly. NCBI's taxonomy places the organism in Eukaryota, Metazoa, Rotifera, Eurotatoria, Adinetida, Adinetidae.
CGCGGUUGACCAAAAUGAAAUUAUUCAUUAUGCCAAAAGUAAUCAAAUCAUUUGCCAAGUUUCAUUUGAUUGUCCCCAGUGGAAAAUCAUUGAAUCACGAGUGAAAUGGACACAAAAAUGGUUUAACAUGGAUGGAGUUUCACUCAUCGUCAAUCUAUUUAAAAAUCCGAUAUUAAAAUCGUUGAAAAACAAUCGAAAUGUUUGUAUGUCACAUAAAGGUCUUGAUACAAUGUAUUACACAGAUAUGAAUGGAAAGAAGCAUCCGGAUCCUUACGUCGGUGUGACAACGAUUUAUUGUUUGAAUGAAGAUGGAACGAGAAUAUUCUUUGCAGAUCCCUGGCUACAAAACAAAUUUCACAAUGAGUUAACAACCCCAGAAGAUGGACAAUUCAUUGCCGAGUCGAUGGCAACAAGUGGCUCGACUUUAUUUCUUCUACAACGAGCAAAAAAUGAAUUCGGACAAGAAAUUAAUAAAAUGUACACACGAUUUGCUGAUUUUGAUUCAAUUGGAUCAAAUCCAGCAUUGACGUCGACUUAUAAUCGAACGAAUUACGUUCCACUUGUUCGUUUUCUUCCACCCGAAGAUUGGAUUCAACAACCAGCGAUAAAUCUUCAAGGAAACGCUCGUUUGACGAAAAAUAUCUCUGUCUUUCAAAUCGGAUGGGGACAAAAUAAUCGACAACUACGAGUGCAAGGAACAGAUUCCGAUGGCAAUGUUGGAUUCUAUUCUAAGAAUAUUUACGAAAACCAAUGGAAGUUUCAAUUGACCAAUAACAUCGAAAUAUCUGAAGAGGAAUUCUUAUCGGAAUCAAUUCCGUAUAUUGGAUUUGCAAAAGGUCCACAGAUAUGUUUUGAUUAUACAAAUGGCGAAUUCCGUUCGAAUUUGAAAGAGAUCCACUUUGAAAAUAUCAUUUUGGAGAAGUUUUCACAUCGUGGACUUAAUGAACGAGGCUUGCAUACGAAACUGAUUUUAGUAUUAAGCUCAACUCUUCCGAUGUCAAUUCCAUUAUACGCACGACGAGGUUGGAAAAGUUUAUUAGGUUUAUCGAAAUCAAACAUUUGGAAAUUGGUCAUUCCGUUCGAAUAUUUUCAAAGUGACGAUCGUGAAAUUCAAUUGGUCUUAGAAAAAAUUUUCGCAAACCGAUUUCGACAUAAUGUUCAUGUGUAUGAAUCGAAACAACAAAUUGAUGAAGAGAAAAAGAAAAUGUUACAAAGCUAUCGAAAUCAAGGAAUCAACACUGUAGUUUGUUUGUUAACUGGUCAUGAUCAAGAAAUUCUUCUCCAUGGACAAAAAUCUCUCAUCGACGCAUCGAAAAAAGUGAGUGUAAAACGAUUUACCACAUCUGACUAUGAAACUGAUUUGUUGAAUAUCAAAAUUGAUUUGAAACAGGAAAUAAUCAAAUCAUUUGUUCCUCGAAACAAGAAAUUUCCACGACAUAUCCCGAUGAUGUUGCAAGCAAGUUUUAUAGCAAGAUUUACAGAAAUUCAUCAGGUUGCUCAAAAAGUCACUGGACAAUUAAUGUCAAAUCAUUUCAAAACUGGCGUUUUCAUCAAUGAAUCUCUAACUAAAACAACAAUUCUAAGACCAACCUGGAUUGAUAUUGAUCUUGAUCUUGUUCGAGUUAAUGUUCAAACUCUGAAGAAGUACGUCGGUGAUCCAGUUCAUCUAAUAGCAAUUGUAAACGCCAAUGCAUAUGGAUACGGCAUCAUGUUCCUUGAAAUUAUUCCAAAUCGUACCGAAAAACUAAUUCACUGUUCAAAUUCAGGUGCCACACUUUUCCAACCUGAAAAACCUUUCUACAACAUGGUACGCUGUGGUAACGCAUUGACAAGUCCACCCAAUGAACUCUUGAAUGAUUUCUUAUUGAUAAAGCUCCAAUCUGUUAUUUCUCUUCGUUCUGUUCUAAGUUUCGUUAAAAAGGUCGAAGCUGGCGAAAAGAUAGACUAUGGAGAUGCAUAUACGACAACAAAGAAACAAUGGAUUAGUACCAUUCCUAUGGGAUUUGGUGAUGGAUGGCAUCAAAAUUUGAAACCGACAGGUGUUUUUGUCGAAGGACAACGAAUGGAAAUUGGCGGACGAAUUCCAAUGGUUCAAAUGAUGAUUGCUCUUGAUCUUGAGUAUCCUGUCGGAACUCGUGUUACUUUUAUUGGUCAGCAAGGAAAUGUGACAAUAUCAGGAGAUGAAAUUACCGGUAUUGCAAAAAUGCCUCGAUCGGGAAUUUUCAGCGUAAUAUUAAAUCGUGUGCCACUUGUGUAUAGAGAAAGUAGCACAAUUACCUCUUUCGGUCAUCGAAACUUUUUACAAUGCUGA